This is a messenger RNA of Setaria italica (foxtail millet), 1739 nucleotides long. Its product is annotated as cis-zeatin O-glucosyltransferase 1. The record is from RefSeq and is a predicted model, not a curated record. Gene Ontology annotation, molecular function: UDP-glycosyltransferase activity. Bases 143 to 1543 code for a protein of 466 amino acids. Lineage: Eukaryota; Viridiplantae; Streptophyta; Magnoliopsida; Poales; Poaceae. The transcript has a single exon.
GCAAGUGGUUUCCACAAAUGCUGUGGUGCGUGUGUGUAUAUAUAGCCCACCGGUCCACAAAAGUUCUACGCCUCUGGAACCGGAAGCACACCUACAGCACUACACAGCACACACACGAUCUGAACUUCCUCUGACAAGCCCGAUGACGGUUGAAGCGCUGGAAUCGGUCGCCGUGGUGGCCGUGCCGUUCCCGGCGCAGGGCCACCUGAACCAGCUGCUCCACCUGUCGCUGCUGCUCGCGUCGCGGGGGCUCCCCGUGCACUACGCUGCGCCCCCGCCGCACGUCCGCCAGGCGCGCGAGCGCGUGCACGGCUGGGACCCCGGCGCCCUCAGCUCCAUCGAGUUCCACGACCUCAACGUCCCCGAGUACGACUCCCCGGCCCCGGACCCGGCGGCGCCCUCACCGUUCCCGAACCACCUCAUGCCCAUGUUCGAGGCCUUCACCGCCGCGGCGCGCGCCCCGCUCGGCGCGCUCCUCGCCCGCCUGUCCACCACCUACCGCCGCGUCGCCGUCGUGUUCGACCGCCUCAACGCCUUCGCCGCGACCGAGGCGGCGCGGCUCGCCAACGGCGAGGCGUUCGGGCUGCAGUGCGUGGCCAUGUCGUACAACAUCGGGUGGCUGGACCCCGGGCACCGGCUCCUGCGCGACUACGACCUCCAGUUCCUCCCCGUGGACGCGUGCAUGUCCAAGGAGUUCGUGGAUUUCGUCCUGCGGAUGGAGCUGGACGAGCAGGUCGCGCCGGUCGCCGGCGUGGUCAUGAACACAUGCCGGGUGCUGGAGGGCGAGUUCAUCGACGUGGUUGCCGCGUCGCCUCAGUUCCAAGGGCAGAGGCUUUUCGGGGUCGGGCCGCUGAACCCGCUGCUCGACGCGGACGCCCGGAAGCCAGGACAGGCGCGGCACGAGUGCCUGGAGUGGCUCGACACGCAGCCGCCGGCGUCCGUGCUCUACGUCUCCUUCGGCACGACGUCGUGUUUCCGCGCCGAACAAAUCGCCGAGCUCGCGGCGGCACUGAAGGGCAGCAAUCAGCGUUUCAUCUGGGUACUCCGCGACGCUGACCGAGCGGACAUAUUCGCUGACUCCGGCGAGAACCGGCACGCCAAGUUCCUGUCCGAGUUCACGAAGGAAACCGAGGGGACGGGUAUGGUGAUCACCGGGUGGGCGCCGCAGCUGGAGAUCCUCGCUCACGGUGCCACGGCGGCGUUCAUGAGUCAUUGUGGUUGGAACUCAACCAUGGAAAGCCUAAGUCACGGGAAGCCGGUGCUUGCAUGGCCCAUGCACUCCGACCAGCCAUGGGACUCGGAGUUGUUGUGCAAGUACCUCAAGGCCGGCCUCCUCGUCAGGCCCUGGGAGAAGCACGGUGAAACAAUACCGGCAGAGGCCAUCCAGAAGGUUAUCGAGGAAGCAAUGCUGUCAGACUCAGACAGCGGGAUGGCGGUGCGGGAGCGGGCCAAGGAGCUCGGAAAGGCGCUCCGCGCCUCCGUGGCCGACGGCGGGAGUUCACGCAAGGAUCUCGACGACUUCAUUGGGUACAUCACGAGAUGAACAUACGACGCAUGUGGGGGAAACACUUAUGGUGCUUUGAGCGGUCGAGUGGUUCAGUUUGAUUUUUCAUAGGGAAAAAAUAAUUUCAAUGCACCGUACCACACAGAAGUUUAAAAAUAUACCUUUUCUGUUCACUUCAUGACAUUUGUACGCCGGAGCUGUUAACACAUGGACAUUUGUGAUUGGCGGUUUCGGA